Molecule: messenger RNA, 2367 nt
Organism: Drosophila persimilis
Lineage: Eukaryota; Metazoa; Arthropoda; Insecta; Diptera; Drosophilidae
Product: ribosome-binding protein 1
Exons: 1
Coding region: 166-2196 (676 amino acids)
Biological process (GO): regulation of cilium assembly
Cellular component (GO): centrosome
Source: RefSeq, a predicted model, not a curated record
GAAUUCAAUCAGAUCAAACGCUAAAUUUAAGUAGUUGUUAAACGCUAAAUUUUAGUAGGCGUCAAACGUCAACCCCCAAAAGCCGUCACAAACUAGAAACCACCGCUCACAGCCGACAGUCUGCCGAGGCAGCCUUGGAACAGAUUCUAACCGUAAUAAUAGUCGAUGGAGUCGAUGGGUAACGACUUGCAGCUGGAUCCCACCGAGGUGAAAAGAGAGGAGUUGGGUAAGAAGAGCAGCUGCGUCAGUAUGCAGCGAAAGGCAUCCGCCCUGGUGGGGCCAGCAGUCAAGGGUCCGAAGAUUGACUCGCUGGAGUCGACCCCCUCCAGUAUGACCCGUGACGAGCAUCACGGAGACGGACAAGGUGACGCAGAUCUGGCUCUCAGCGAGGUGGAUGAGACCGAUCCGAAGCUCGACGAUGAGGAUGAGUAUGAGUGCGAUGGCAGGCAUCGGAUACUGAAGCCUGUGAAAAAGAGAUCCGUCUCCUAUCGCACUACUGAACGCGUUCGGGAUGCUCGUCUGCAGAAGCCCCAAAACUCCGACGAGAUUGGGGCGAAGCUGAAGGAGGAGCUGAGCAAGUACAAGCAGGAACUGCAGGAGUACAACGAGACCACCAAGGAUCUGGAGGAGAAGUACAUGAAGAUCAACUACGAGCUGAGCGGCCUGCAGCAGAAGCACGAUCAUUUUGUGGCCACGCAGGGCAGCAGCUCCGACCAGGAGGAGGAAAUGGAUGGCGAAAUAGACGGCGAUGGUGAUGGCGUCUAUAACUACAGGUCCACGACCAGUAUCGCCUCCGAUGCAUCUCUGGAUAACAGUAGCAGCAAGAUCUUUCGCAGCAGCAGCAGCUUCAUGACCGUCCUAGAAGCUCCCAACUCUUACGAGGAUCUGCACCAGAAAAAAUACCCCAGGGAGAAGCACGGCUCAAAGCACAUGUCCAAGCAGUCACAGCCGAAGAAGAAUAAGAUGUCCCUGUCCGAUCAGGUCGGCGACGACUACAGCAGCCGCAUUGUGGAGACUUUGGCCAGUCGUCAGUCCAGGCGACGGCAUCGCUCGAUGAUGAACCACCAGCACGAGGACGAUGACGACGACGAGAUGGAGGAUCAAGAGAACCAUCCGGCCUCGAUCAAGGAUGUCUACAAGGUUCUCAAAGACGUGAUGAACACCUCCCAGGAUCAUCACACGUACAAGCACGAACGAGCGCGUACGCGGGAGCGUGAACGGGAGCCUAGUAGCUCCACCCGAGAGCUCUACUCGACGAUCAACAACCUGAAGAGCGAGCAGGGGCAGUACCGAACCAUCAUUCGACAGCAGAAGGAUCGCCUCACCGACUAUCACUCACGCUGUGUCAAAGCCCAGGAGAUCAUGAAGACGCAGAAGCAUGAGAUCGAUAAGCUGCACAUCAACAACAAGCAGCUGGAGUCGAGCAUCUACCACGACAUCGAUACCCUGCGCUCGAAGAUCGACAUGAAGCUGAAGAACAUCUCCCACCUGCCGCAGAUGAUGCGGGAGGAGCACAUCAAGUACGAGAAGGCCAUGCGGGAGAACUGCGUCCUGGGCGAUAAGCUCCGUCUGCUCCAUCAGGAGGCCAACCAGCUGAAGCUGAAGAUCGAUGAGCUGGGCCGCCGUAAGCUGGUGACCAUCAACCGCCUGAAAGCCGCCGAGCGAGACCUCAAGAUCUUCAAGAACUACAAUGCGGCCCUCAAGACGGAGAAGCGGCGCCUCUCCGAUGAACUGACCAGCGUGAAGGAGCAGCUGGAGUCCCUGCAGUCAGCCAGCAAACGGCAGAUGUGCCGCCAUCGGGAGCAGAGUGAGAAGCAGCGCCGCGAGCUCCAAAAGCGCAUCUUCGACCUGGAGCUGAAGCUCAGUCGCAGCCAGAACUCCACCUCGAGCCUCAUCCAAGAGCGCGACAGCCUCAUCGCCGAACUGCAGGCACAGCUCCACACGCUGGUUCACAACUUUGAGGUUUCCCAGAAGCACAUUCGUGUGCUGCGACGACACAUCUACUCGAUGACAACAGGUGGCAGUGGCAUAAGCGGUGGCGGAGGAGUUUGUGGCACUGCCAGUUCUGGUAUCGGCUCGGCCCAGUCCCAGCGACCAAGCGAGUCAUCGGGCAUCGGUCGGGUCAAUCACAGUUGCCAGGGUUCCAGCGGCGGACGCAGUAAUCCACGCAUGAUGGCGAUGAAGGCCAAGGCCUAGAAUCAGCCUAGAUAUCAGCGGCCCAGACAACUUGAAGAUAUGGCUCACAUCCUCUAGGAAGCGCGAUGGAGAGAGACAGAUGGAUGCGAUCCAUAUGAUCAAGUUGCAUGUUGCUGGUGGCACACGUCAUUUACUGCCUGGAUUCUGUGAAUAAAACUGAUACAAUUUUUA